Messenger RNA from Xiphophorus hellerii (green swordtail), 888 nucleotides. RefSeq names its product pancreatic progenitor cell differentiation and proliferation factor b (gene ppdpfb). NCBI's taxonomy places the organism in Eukaryota, Metazoa, Chordata, Actinopteri, Cyprinodontiformes, Poeciliidae. Gene Ontology annotation, biological process: multicellular organism development; cell differentiation. The transcript is spliced from 5 exons. The record is from RefSeq and is a predicted model, not a curated record. Bases 213 to 554 code for a protein of 113 amino acids.
CGAGCACCCUCCAUGGCCUCAGAAAAGAAGCAUUGUCGAUAUCCUCUCGGACCUUGGAGGGUUACAUUUACCCAAAACCUUUUUUCAAAUGGGCCCCGUCGCCUAGCGUUUGCUCCCCCCAUCCUCGCCGUCUGAAUUGACUUGGUGCUACAGAACAUCAGCACAUCGUCUGGGUUAAGUAAAGGUUUCCAUCAGUGACCAACUCCUGAAGAAUGGCAGCCAUUCCAGCAGGCGGUUCCCUCGUCGCAACCACCGACUACUACCGAAGGCGCAUCGGCUCUACGUCCAGCAGCAGCUCAUGCGGCAGUUCGGAGUACAGUGGGGAGGUCAUCCCUCACCAUCCAGGACUCCCUAAGCAGGAUUCUGGCCAUUGGUGGUCCAGCUUCUUCUUUGGGAAGCAGCCAGGGAUGACGCCGCUUACCGAAGAGGCGCAGCAGAAGGUGGGGGUCUCGGGCGCCGUGACGACCGGUCAGAUCACCUGCAUCGCCAAGGAGAUGGUGCUGCAGCGGCAGGCGAGCGAGAGCAGCGAGGCAGGAAGCCCCGUCUCCUCGUGAUCCUGCGACUCGUCAGCCUCGCCCUGGGGAGAACCGGACCAACCGCCAACGCUAGGCGACGGAGAUCGUCCCAUUUACAACUUCUUUUGUUUUGUUUUUUUUUUCUUAAUAAAUGUUCGUGGUAGUAACGGCUGCGUUCUUACUUUUCAUGUUUUUUAACAUAUUUUUUAAUGACUAAAACUACAAAAAAAAGAAACUGAGCUCGUUACCAUUUGUAACGUUUUGCUUUGUAACCUCGUCGCAUUGACACCGUGGUGCAUACCUUCAUGUUUUUGUUACCCUUGUUGUCUCCUUGUUACAUUGCAAACGGAAUAAAGUAGUCUGUUGCAGCCAA